Otolemur garnettii (small-eared galago) is the source of this 1961-nucleotide messenger RNA. It is a transcript of the gene LAIR1, whose product is annotated as leukocyte associated immunoglobulin like receptor 1. The coding region runs from base 81 to 848 and encodes 255 amino acids. NCBI's taxonomy places the organism in Eukaryota, Metazoa, Chordata, Mammalia, Primates, Galagidae. The transcript is spliced from 7 exons. The record is from RefSeq and is a predicted model, not a curated record.
AUCCUGCCCCUGUGUCUGUCGCAGAGUUCUCCUUCCAUCCCCGGGCUCUAGCCAGGUCAGACUGUGGGAGGGCCUGAGCCAUGACUUUCCACCUGACUACCCUGCUGGGCCUAGGGACCUGGCCCAAACCCUCCAUCUCAGCUGAGCCAAACACUGUGAUCUCUCAGGGACAGCCUGUGACCAUCGUGUGCCGAAGCCCUAAGGAGGCUGAGUUGUUCCGCCUGGAGAAGGAUGGUAAAAACUCUACAUUUGAGGAUGUUAAAGCUCAGCCUGGUGAAUAUAAGACAGAGGCCAGAUUCCUCAUCAAAUCAAUCAGUGAAGACACUGCCGGGCGUUAUCAAUGCCUCUAUCACAAACGAUCCUGGUCUGAGCGCAGUGAUACCCUGGAUCUGGUGAUGAGGACCUCACCAGCCUCCACUACAGCAGCAGCUCUGCCCUCAGACACACCUACUUCCAGUGGCCUAGAGAGGAAGUAUCUCUACGUUCUCAUCGGGGUCUCUGCAGUCUUCCUCCUUUGUCUCUUCCUCCUGGUCCUCCUCCUCCAUCACCAGCAUCAGAAAAAACAGGGGUCCCCCAGCAGCAAGGACACAGAGCAGAAGCCACAGCAGAGGUUCAACCAGGCUGUUGAUGUUCCUGAGAGGAAAGCAGAUGUGGCCACUGCUGAUGGACUUCCUGAGAAGGAUGGAGAGGAGGGCAUCCCAACCUCUGUUGCAAGGAACUCCCAGGAGGUGACGUAUGCCCAGCUGGAUCACUGGGCCCUCACACAGAGGCCAGCCCAAGCUUCAUCCCCGCAGAUCCUGGAGCCUGUGGCUGAGUUCAGCACAUAUGCGGCCAUUUCCAGAAACUAACCUCAUGCCCACCUGGCCCUUGCAACUGAUGACACAGGAAGUCACUCUUGGAAAGCCACGGCAGCGCUUACGAGGGCUCCCCAUGACAUUCAUUCUGGUCUGGAACGCUGGCCAGUCAGCUCUCCCAGGGAUAAGAGCUGGAGCCUGGAGGUCUCUAAUCAAUAUCCAGAAAAUUUAUUAGCCAAGUGGUUUCUUCCACAACUGACCAGAUAACCUGGAAAGAAUGCAUUGUGGCUGUUUCCAGAGCCCCAGCCACAGUCACCUGGUUGUUUCCAGAGACCCAGCUCCUGUCACCUGUCUGUUUUCAGAGCCCUUGGCUAUAAGCACCUGGUUGUUUCCAGAGACCUGGCUACAGUCACCUGGCUGUUUCCCAAGGCCUAACUCCAGCCACCCAGCUGAUUUCAUGAACAGUGUUGUGAUCUCCCAGCUGGUCCUAGAUGGCUCCUGUGAACCUCCAACUGCUCUCAGAGACUCCAGUGUAAUUAGGUGUUCAACUGACCUUACUGACCUUCCCAGUAUUAAUUGUUGACCUUGAGGCUGGGCUAUACUUUUGCAACUGAGAGCUCAGGCCAGUUUCUCUGGGUCCUGCUUUACAUUGUGCACCAGUAAGUAGUUUUAAAGCCUUAACAUCUGGCAGCUCUGUGUUGGGCCCUGGGGUGCACAGUCACUUGGACCACAUCUCUGCCUUCACAGUUGCUCAAAGCUGAGUAGAAGAAACAAGAGCUACAAAGGAGAUGGCAGCUUUUUUUCUUAACUUUUUUGUGUUUAAGUGACCAAGAUUGUAUAUAUCCAAGCUGUACAAUGUGAUAAUUUGCUAUCCACAUUCAUUUGCAAUGAUUGCCACCAUCAAGUUCAUUAACACAUCCAUCACCACCCACAUGAGAUCUUCUGAACUUGUUCGUCUCAGGACUUGGAGCUGGUGUCAGUGUUUCCUGAUGGAAUGUGUAUGUCAGGGAUGCCUGAGGUAGGGGCUGAGAGGAGGCCUGGGUGGGGGCAGGCAGAGAGCCGACCACUCCUACCAAUAGCUCCACACAUGUGCAUACGUGGGAGGAUGCACUCACAUGCACACUAAGGCAAAUGCACACGUGCAUACACACAGGCAAACACACAUGC